This is a messenger RNA of Talpa occidentalis (Iberian mole), 1114 nucleotides long. RefSeq names its product fibronectin type III domain containing 11 (gene FNDC11). NCBI's taxonomy places the organism in Eukaryota, Metazoa, Chordata, Mammalia, Eulipotyphla, Talpidae. The coding region runs from base 67 to 1020 and encodes 317 amino acids. The transcript is spliced from 2 exons. The record is from RefSeq and is a predicted model, not a curated record. Gene Ontology annotation, molecular function: protein binding.
UCCAGGCCGGCCGGCUGGGCAGUCCCGGCCGCGCCUCCGCUCCGGACGCAGGGCAGCUUCCAGACAAUGGACUUCCAAGUGACAGGCCUGGGCCUGGACAAAAUGAAGCUGGACAGUCCCCAGGCCGUCCUGGACCAGGAGGAGGCGGAGGAGGCCGAGGGCCGGCAGCUGCUGGAGCCGCAGGCCUGGAGGACGUACACGGAGCGGCGUGCCGCCCUGCGUGAGUUCCUCACCUCCGACCUGAGCCCCCACCUGCUCAAACGCCACCACGCCCGUGUGGAGCUGCUCCGCAAGUGCUCCUACCACAUCGAGGUGCUCCCCAAGCACCUGGCCCUGGGCGACCAGAGCCCGCUGGUGCUGCCCAGCACCAUGUUCCAGCUCAUCGACCCCUGGAAGUUCCAGCGCAUGAAGAAAGUGGGCACAGCCCAGACCAAGAUCCAGCUCCUGCUGCUGGGGGGCCUGCUGGAGCAGCUGGACCGCGGCCGGGCCGAGCUGGAUGCCCUGCUCGAGUCCCCGGACCCGCGGCCCUUCCUGGCUGGCUGGGUGCGGGUGGAGCGGCAGCUGGGGGACCUGGCGGCCGUCAUGGACAGCUUCCUGGCCACGAUGGUGCCCGGGCGCCUGCAUGUCAAGCACCGCCUGGUGUCUGACAUCGGCGCCGCCAAGAUCCCACACAUCCGCCUCAUGCUGAGCACCAAGAUGCCCGUCAUGUUUGACCGCAAGGAGUCGGUGGCCCACCGUGACUGGGUCAGCCUGCGCUGGUUCGUUGCUGUCCAGCCGGCUGUGCCCGAGCAGUUCGAGCUGCGCUUCAAGCUGCUGGAGCCGCGCACGCAGCAGGAGUGCGCCCAGUGCGGGGCUGUGCCCGUGGCCGCCUGCAGCUUCGACCUGCACAACCUGCUGCCCGACCGCGCCUACCGCUUCUCCGUCAGGAGGGCCGAGAGCCACACGCUGGUGUACGAGCCCUGGCGGGACAGCCUCACGCUGCGGACCAAGCCGGGGGCACCCCCCGGGACCCGCCCCUGACCGGCUCCUGACAGAUGCUUUUCUGAUAUUUAUCCACUAAUAAAGAGGAGUAUAAACGAGCGAGAAGACACAGCCCUGCUUCCCUUUGCCAGGC